AUGGAAGCCCAGGUAGAACGGCUCAGUCGCGAUGUACUAGCACUCAUUGACGCCGGAGGCUCUGGACCGCGUGUCAUUAUCGGAAUAUCAGGUGUCCCGGGCUCAGGAAAAACCACUCUCAGCACAGCCGUAUCUGCCCGGAUCAAUGAGCUCUACAGGGAACGUAGCCGGUCCUCGCAAAGCAGCAACGAUGCUCCUCCAGAGCCACUGGCCGUAUCCAUUUCCAUGGACGGCUUCCACUACUCUCGGGCUCACCUGGCCGCCAUGCCCAAUGCCGCCGAGGCGAUUCACCGACGCGGCGCCGCCUUCACGUUUGACGCCGAGGGCUCCCUCGCCCUCAUCUCCCGCCUAGCCGACGACACGAGCGCCCGCGGCGUGAUAUACGCACCCUCGUUUGGCCACGAGAUCAAGGACCCCGUCGCGGACGCGGUGGCCAUUGCGCCGACGUCGCGCGUCGUGCUGGUCGAGGGCAACUACUGCGCGCUGGACCGGGAGCCGUGGCGGCGCGCCGCGGCGCUCAUGACGCGGCUGUGGUACGUGGACGCGCCGCCGGCCGUCGUGCAUGCCCGGCUCGCUGCCCGCCACUUGGCUAGCGGCAUCGUGGCGGAUGAGCGGGAGGCUUGGGAGCGGGCGACGGGUACCGAUGAGCUCAAUGCCCAGGAUAUCCGGAACAAUCUUCUUCAGGUGGAUGAGAUUAUUAGUGCUGAUCAGUUGACCAUCAACUAG
Molecule: messenger RNA, 726 nt
Organism: Pestalotiopsis fici W106-1
Lineage: Eukaryota; Fungi; Ascomycota; Sordariomycetes; Amphisphaeriales; Sporocadaceae
Exons: 2
Coding region: 1-726 (241 amino acids)
Cellular component (GO): cytoplasm
Source: RefSeq, a predicted model, not a curated record